AUGGCUCCCCCAACUACCACCACGACGGCGCAUAUGGCGACAACAACGCUCAAAGUCGAGGGCAUGACAUGCGGCGCAUGCACAUCCGCCAUCGAGUCGGGAUUCCAGGGCGUCAAGGGAGUCGGGAACGUGUCGAUAAGCCUGGUCAUGGAAAGGGCCGUCGUGCAACAUGAUCCCGAUCUGAUCACAGCAGAUGAGGUCAGGGAAAUCAUUGAAGACAGGGGCUUCGAUGCCGAAGUGCUAUCGUCAGAUCUCCCAUUGCCACAUCCGGACGACCACUUCCUGAGCGACUCGGAGGAUGAGGAGGAAACUAUUGGAAGCAUCGCGACAACAACACUCUCCGUUGGCGGCAUGACAUGCGGUGCAUGCACUUCCGCCGUGGAGGGCGCCUUCAAGGACGUAGCUGGACUAAAGUCAUUCAGCAUAUCGCUACUCUCGGAACGCGCUGUAAUCGAGCAUGACACAACCAUCAUAACGGCGGAACAACUGGCUGAGACAAUAGAAGACGUUGGUUUUGACGCAAAGGUGCUGGAUACCGCGGUCGCGACAACAGGGCCCAAGAAGAGCAAGAGCCGGAAACAACAAAAGACAAUGACCACUACCGUCGCUGUUGAAGGCAUGACUUGUGGCGCAUGCACAUCCGCCAUUGAAAGUGGCUUCAAAGACGUCGACGGUGUAUACCAAUUCAACAUCAGCCUACUCGCCAAUCGCGCUGUGCUUGUCCAUGACCCCGCUAAGCUGACCGAAGACCAAAUCGUGGAGAUUAUCGAGGAUCGGGGUUUUGACGCCAAAGUACUAUCGUCCGUAGACGGCAACAUUCAACAUUUAUCAGCAAACAAUGCUCCCGUGCAGCUCAAGAUCUAUGGACUCCCCAAUGAGAACGCUGCCGCAGAACUCGAAGGGCUAUUGAGGAAACGACCAGGAAUCACAUCUGCAACCGUCAAGUUCAGCAACUCAAGAGCCACCAUCCAGCGGGAACCUCAAAUCAUCGGUCUUCGCGCUAUUGUGGAGGCCGUAGAAGCAGCCGGAUACAACGCUCUUGUGGCUGAUUCGGAGGACAACGACGCCCAACUCGAAUCACUUGCAAAGACAAAAGAGAUCCAGGAAUGGAGGCGAGCCGUCGUCUUCUCCGCAUGGUUCGCAGUGCCUGUGUUCCUGACCAGCAUGUUUAUCCCCAUGUUUCUGCCAUUCCUCAACUAUGGCGGUAUCCGUAUCAUACCCGGUCUCUAUCUCGGCGACGUCAUCUGCUUCUUCCUUACCAUUCCAGUUCAAUUCGGCAUCGGAAAGCGCUUCUACGUAUCUGCCUACAAGUCGUUGAGCCACGGCGCACCCACUAUGGAUGUUCUCGUAGUUCUCGGUACCUCCUCUGCAUUCUUCUUCAGCGUCUUCUCGAUGCUCGUCUCCCUACUCGUCUCUCCGCACACCAAACCGACCACACUAUUCGAUACCAGCACCAUGUUGAUUACCUUUAUCAGCUUGGGCCGUUACCUUGAGAACAAAGCAAAGGGUCAGACCUCCAAAGCACUGUCCAACCUCAUGUCACUAGCUCCAUCAAUGACUACUAUCUACGCCGACCCCAUCGCCGCUGCGAAAGCUGCCGAGGGCUGGGAUGUCGCCGAAGAGAAGCUGGAUCGCAAGUCCAUUGAUGGGAACGCUGUCGAAGAGCGGGUCAUUUCUACUGAGCUCAUUGAAGUUGGCGACGUUGUCAUCCUUCGACCUGGUGACAAGCUUCCAGCCGACGGCACAGUAACUCGUGGAGAGUCAUACCUCAACGAGAGCAUGGUCACUGGCGAAGCUAUGCCGAUUCUGAAGAAGAAGGGCUCACUUGUCAUGGCCGGAACCGUCAACGGCGCUGGUCGUUUGGAAUUUGUUGUCACCCGAGCUGGCCGCGAUACUCAGCUCAGCCAAAUUGUCCGCCUUGUCCAAGAAGCUCAAACUAGCCGCGCUCCAAUUCAACGACUUGCGGAUACAGUUGCCGGCUACUUCGUUCCCAUCAUCAUCACUCUUGGUCUCGCCACGUUCAUUGGCUGGAUGGUCCUAAGUCACAUCCUUCCCUACCCACCCAAGGUCUUCCUUGACCACGCUAGCGGCGGCAAGUUCAUGGUGUGCAUCAAGCUAUGUAUCGCUGUCAUUGUCUUUGCCUGCCCAUGUGCUCUCGGUCUUGCCACCCCAACAGCUGUCAUGGUUGGUACUGGUGUCGGUGCUGAGCAAGGUAUCCUCGUCAAGGGCGGUGCCGCCUUGGAGACUGCAACCAAGAUUAACCACGUCAUCUUUGACAAAACUGGUACUCUUACCGUUGGCAAGAUGAGUGUCUCCAAGGCCGACAUCCAGGGCGAAUGGGCAAAGGGCGAGAAGAAGAAACUCUGGUGGACCCUUAUUGGACUUGCUGAAAUGGGCUCUGAGCAUCCCAUUGCCAAGGCUAUCGUUCUAUCUGCAAAGGACCACCUUCGAUUGGGACCUGAUGGUAGCUUCGAUGGCGCUGUGGGUGACUUCGAAGCCAUUGUCGGAAAGGGUAUUACUGCAACUGUCGAGGCAGCCAUGUCUCGCGAGCGCACUCGUUACAAGGUUCUCAUCGGCAACACCACCUUCCUGACAUCAGAAGGUGUCAACGUCCCGCACUUUGUAGAAGAAACGUCCGCAUCCACAAAUGCCAACUCACGAGGACGCUCUGCUGGUAUCACUACCAUCCACACUGCCAUUGGCAACACCUACACCGGUACAUUGAGCCUCUCCGAUACCAUUAAGCCCUCGGCCCGCGCUGCAGUACUUGCUCUCUCUCGUCUUGGCAUAUCAUCCUCCAUCGUUACCGGAGACACAUCAGCUUCCGCUCUUGUCGUCGCAGCAGCAGUUGGUAUUGAUGCAGCUGAUGUUCACGCCUCAUCCACUCCUGCAGACAAGAAAGCCAUGGUUGAAGAUCUCCAGUCUCGUGGUAUGGUCGUUGGUAUGGUCGGUGACGGUAUUAACGACUCUCCCGCUCUCGCCGCUGCAGACAUCGGCAUUGCCCUAUCAAGUGGUACAGAUGUCGCCAUGGAAGCGGCCUCUAUCGUCCUAAUGACCAACACUGACCUUCUCGCAAUUCCCGCCUCGCUCGUCCUCAGCCGCGCAAUCUUUUUCCGUAUCAAACUCAAUCUCGCCUGGGCCUGCAUGUACAACUUCGUCGGACUCCCCUUUGCAAUGGGUUUCUUCCUGCCCUGGGGCCUUUCGUUGCAUCCCAUGGCUGCGGGUGCUGCCAUGGCAUGCUCUUCCGUCAGCGUCGUUGCUAGCUCUCUGCACCUCAAGUUCUGGACCAGACCUAGCUGGAUGAAGGUUAGUGUACUGGACCCUAAUGCACCCAUCGACGACAGGGAAGCGGAGAUGGAAAAACUGGGCGGCAAGGGCAUGUUCAGCACUAUCAAGGAUUGGGUUAGUGAUGCGUGGGCGGCCAGGAAGAGGAAUAAGGAAGAGACUAGUUACAUGCCGCUCAGGGAUAUGGGAGACCACUGAAACAGGUGGUUGUCAUGAUUUUGUUGUUAUUCCUGUUGGUAAAGCGUUUGGAUACCACAAUUUCCUUGUCUGUUGACAUGUCGCUGUUAUUGUUAGUCUCCUGUCGAUCUUCUUGUAUAGCUCUUGGUUCGCAUUUUUCUAGUUGACGAAAUUCACAUGUCAAUACCUCCUGACCUUCAUGCCGGUAUGUGCCCCUUUUUGUAAUUUCGGGUUUUUUUGGUCACCAAAAGCAUAGUUAUGCAACAGUAAGUUUGAUAUGCAAGAAGGCGAGGACUGCAAA
Molecule: messenger RNA, 3763 nt
Organism: Pyrenophora tritici-repentis Pt-1C-BFP
Lineage: Eukaryota; Fungi; Ascomycota; Dothideomycetes; Pleosporales; Pleosporaceae
Product: ZntA, Cation transport ATPase
Biological process (GO): copper ion homeostasis; monoatomic cation transport
Cellular component (GO): membrane
Molecular function (GO): ATP hydrolysis activity; ATP binding; P-type divalent copper transporter activity
Source: RefSeq, a predicted model, not a curated record